Molecule: messenger RNA, 1437 nt
Organism: Arxiozyma heterogenica
Lineage: Eukaryota; Fungi; Ascomycota; Saccharomycetes; Saccharomycetales; Saccharomycetaceae
Gene: POP2
Product: CCR4-NOT core DEDD family RNase subunit POP2
Exons: 1
Coding region: 1-1437 (478 amino acids)
Cellular component (GO): P-body; CCR4-NOT core complex; CCR4-NOT complex
Molecular function (GO): poly(A)-specific ribonuclease activity; nucleic acid binding
Source: RefSeq, a predicted model, not a curated record
AUGCAAGCUUCGAAUAUUCAAUCACAUGUUAUUCCUAUGGGUUCCGAUCAAUUCUUUAAUCAAGGUCAACCAAAUGAGCAACCCAACAUGGGGAUAGGUAUCCCACAGAUGUUUUCUUCACAAGUGAAUAGAUCUGGUGUAUUAACCCAACAACCUGGUAUGUUGCCAAAUAUGCAGGCUAUGGGAACUAACCAGGAUCAAAAUAAUCAGUAUGUCAUGAAUAAGAAAAUGGAUCCUGUUUUGGCGCACCAAUUAUUGAAUCAGGUGGCAGGACACACUAGUCAAAAUCAAGUUCAACAAGGACAACAACAAAACUUCAAUAUGCCUAUGGGUGUUUUACCACCUAGAUUGAAUGCAUAUCAACAACAGCAACAGAAACAGCAGCCACAAACACAAUCACAGUCACAAGUCCAAACACAAACCCAACAACAACAGUUAUGUCAGCAGGGUCAACUUGGUUUACAACAACAAAUACAAGUACAAUUACAAGCACAAGCACAACCAGAUAUUCCAACCAUCAACAAUCAACAAAUUCCAGGGCAAAUUAAUGUGCCAAAUUCCUUGGGUCCAAUACCACCUAUGUUAUUGCCUCCCCCAAAUCAUUUGUUUGUAAGGGAUGUUUGGAAGAACAACCUUUAUAGUGAAUUCCAGACAAUCAGACGAUUAUUUCCACAGUAUAACUAUAUAUCAAUCAGUACAGAAUUUGUUGGUACUUUGGCAAGACCGAUUGGUAAUUUCAGAUCUCGUGAAGACUAUCAUUAUCAAACAAUGAGAGCAAAUGUAGAUUUAUUGAAUCCAAUUCAAGUAGGUAUUUCAUUGAGUGAUGUCUAUGGGAAUAAACCAGAAAACGAACCAUCUACAUGGCAAUUCAAUUUAGAAUUUGAUAUAAGUAAGGAAAUGAUAUCUAGUGAAUCCCUAGAUUUAUUAAGAAAGUUAGCAAUUAACCCUGAAAUGCAUAAAACAAAUGGUAUUAAGGCAUUUGAAUUUGCACAACUGAUGAUAGAGUCUGGUUUGUUGAUGGAUGAAAAUAUUACAUGGAUCACAUAUCACUCAGCAUACGAUUUAGGUUUCUUAAUAAGCAUAUUGAUGAAUGAUAUCAUGCCAAACAAUAGAAAAGAUUUUGAAUGGUGGGUACAUGAAUAUAUGCCAAGUCUUUUUGAUUUAAACUUAUUAUAUAAAAUAGUUCGUGGAUACAAGUAUUCUUCAUCACAAGGUAAUUUACAACCACAACAACAGCCUCCACCUAUGGAAGUCACGUUGGCUACUUUAGCUACCGAUAUAGGUUUACCAAGAUUUCCAGUUUUCACCACUACAGGUGGACAAAGUUUACUAAUACUGUUAUCGUUCUGCCAACUAAACAAAAUGUUUAUGCAUACCUUCCCAGAUGGCUCUGAUUUUGAUACAAUUAAGAAUGUAAUAUACGGCAUUGAGGGGUGA